This is a messenger RNA of Penicillium soppii, 912 nucleotides long. RefSeq lists its product as uncharacterized. The coding region runs from base 1 to 912 and encodes 303 amino acids. The record is from RefSeq and is a predicted model, not a curated record. Lineage: Eukaryota; Fungi; Ascomycota; Eurotiomycetes; Eurotiales; Aspergillaceae. The transcript has a single exon.
AUGCGGGUUAUCUGCGCUCAAAAUGCACCGGUGCUUGUACUAAGACGGGCUUGGCUUUCUGGUGCUCGGAAGUGGGGCGUUAGACUUCCUGAUGAAGGGAAAGGGAAGGGGAAGGGAAAAGGGGAAGAGAGAGAGAAGGUGGAGUUGCUUAAUGCUUCUAUGCCGUGGAUUGGGGAAGGGAAUUUGAAAAUCGGAGUUGGAGGUGGGUUUCAGCUAGAUUUGGAAUUCAGAAAUGCGCUUGCGCUUACCACGUACCGCUUUGCGGGGAGGGAGAGGACAUCGAGUAUCCCAGAACCGCACAUUUGUGAUGAACCACCACCCUAUAGUGAUGUUGCUGGUGAUGUAGAAGAAGAAAGGAGAUCGACCCAAAGAAACGAGAAAGAUGGCCUCUUCCACGAUUCAAAUUAUGGAAAUGCCUCACCAGAGCAAAGCCCGCCAGAUAUAAGAACCCAGCCUGACUCUGCGUCUAUACUUCCAUCCUACGCCUCCGCGCGUCUCAGCUCCAGCAAUACCCUUCGAGACCUACUCGAUGCAAUCGAGCCACCUGAAGACCCAGCACCAGCCCCAGAAUUAGCACCAACCUCUCCAUUCGCACUGUCGAGUUCCGGCUCAAGAUCAAGGCCCAGGUCUGGGCACGAGACAGCAGACAUCAAUACCGGCCAGAGGGUCGAGCUGAAAGUGCUGCAGUCUGCUGCGUCGGGGACGGGUGUGAUGAUGGGUAAUCAUAGGAUUAUGUAUAUUACUCGGCAUAAUGCGAUGGAUUAUAGUAAGUCGAAGUCGAAGCUGAAGGCGAGGUGGGAGGUUCAGGUGGCGGAGGGGGUGGAUUUGUUGCUGGUGAGUUUGUCUUUGGUUCUACGGGAAGUUUGUUGUAGGGUUCGGGUUGAACUAGUUGUGCUGACGGUUAUGUUUUGA